Messenger RNA from Saccostrea cuccullata (small rock oyster), 659 nucleotides. RefSeq lists its product as uncharacterized. Gene Ontology annotation, molecular function: chitin binding. NCBI's taxonomy places the organism in Eukaryota, Metazoa, Mollusca, Bivalvia, Ostreida, Ostreidae. Gene Ontology annotation, cellular component: extracellular region. The annotation marks the transcript as partial. The record is from RefSeq and is a predicted model, not a curated record. The transcript has 3 exons.
UUGAUGUUCCUAGCUUCUGUAUGGUACACAAGAUGGCAAUAUUACCAGAUCCUCAGACAUGCGCCAAGUAUUUUAAUUGUUCAGACUAUGGUGGAAGUCAUAUCGAAUGCAGAUAUCCAGAUUUGUAUUCUACACAAGAGAAAAGAUGUGUUAAUUUCACCCUGGUUAAAUGUGAUUCCAGAACAGAACCACAGGCUCCUUGUGAAUAUACUCAAAAUCUGUGCCACCUGGGAGAUAAAGCUUGUCCUCCAUGUCCUAAGAGACUGCCGUCUUGUGUUGGGAUUCUAAAUGGGGAGCAGCCUUUUCCUGGUCGAUUAUGGAAACCAGACUUUGUCACUUGCCUGCAUAAUAGAACAAUAUAUAUUCAAUAUUGUGAAAAUGGAUACUUUCACCCAGUCAGAAAGCAAUGUGUUAUUAAUGUAACUAAAGCUGAUGUAAAAGACUACUGUUUGGCAAAUAAGGACAGUAUUAUAGACGAUCCAACCAGCUGUAACCGGUUUUAUAACUGUAGCAGAGUGGCAGUAAGCAGAAAACUGACAACGUCAGAGUGCCACUACCCUGAUCUUUUCUCCACAAUCACUAAAUCGUGUCAGCUUUUCACGUCAGUCAACUGUGAUCAAAGACAAGAAACAAUGGCACCUUGUAAGAUUAAUGUUUAA